Messenger RNA from Haliotis rufescens (red abalone), 682 nucleotides. Its product is annotated as 60S ribosome subunit biogenesis protein NIP7 homolog. NCBI's taxonomy places the organism in Eukaryota, Metazoa, Mollusca, Gastropoda, Lepetellida, Haliotidae. Gene Ontology annotation, cellular component: preribosome, large subunit precursor; nucleolus; nucleus. The record is from RefSeq and is a predicted model, not a curated record. The transcript has 5 exons. Gene Ontology annotation, molecular function: RNA binding. Gene Ontology annotation, biological process: ribosomal large subunit biogenesis; ribosome assembly. The coding region runs from base 90 to 632 and encodes 180 amino acids.
AUAUAUGUCUAAUUUUCGAAUAUAUUUGACGCAUGCGCAAAUUCAUAAACAUCAACACGUGGAACGAACUUCCUAUCUAAACAAGAGAGAUGAGACCUCUGACUGACGAAGAAACCAAGACUUUCUUUCAGAAAUUGUCCAAAUAUAUUGGUGAGAAUAUAAGGCUGCUGCUUGAUCGACCAGAUGGAGCAUAUUGCUUUCGACUGCACAGAGACCGUGUUUUCUAUGUCAGGGAAGAGUUGAUGAAGAAAGCAGGAUGUGUGUCAAGGGAGAAUCUCAUCUCCAUGGGAACCUGUUUUGGAAAGUUCACCAAGUCUGGAAGUUUCAGAUUACACAUAACAGCAUUAGAUUAUAUAGCGCCAUAUGCUAAGUUCAAGGUGUGGCUGAAGCCGAGUGCUGAGCAGCAGUUUCUGUAUGGCCACCAUGUGAUGAAGUCCGGACUCGGGAGGAUAACAGAGAACACAUCACAGUACCAGGGCUUGGUCGUGUACAGCAUGAGUGAUCUCCCCUUGGGGUUUGGUGUGGCAGCAAAGUCGACACAGGACUGUCGUCAUUGUGAUCCGAUGACCAUCGUGGCCUUCCACCAAGCAGAUGUGGGAGAGUACAUACGAAAUGAGGAGGCUUUAUUGUAGUUCUUGUAGGAUUUCAUGGCAUUGUAAAUAAACACCAAUUCUGUACAUAA